Scheffersomyces amazonensis is the source of this 1014-nucleotide messenger RNA. RefSeq lists its product as uncharacterized. The record is from RefSeq and is a predicted model, not a curated record. The transcript has a single exon. The coding region runs from base 1 to 1014 and encodes 337 amino acids. Lineage: Eukaryota; Fungi; Ascomycota; Pichiomycetes; Serinales; Debaryomycetaceae.
AUGACAAUUCUACGACAAUCAAAGAGUCUUUCAAGACUAUUCUACACCGAACAAGACCCACCGUCAGUAAACUUAAUUCCUAAACCAAAAUUAACUAGAUCAUCUAGUUUUAAAAGCUUUCUAAGUCUAAAGAAACCUAAGAGCUCAACCAAAUUAGCUGGCGUCAAACGUACUUCAAAUGACGAAUUUAAUUAUGAACAUAUUAGCAACAACUACUGUACUCCCAAUUUUCAAGAUGAAUAUAUAUCUAGAGUAAUUUAUGGUGAAUCGCCAACCCAUUCUUUCGAAUCAUUUCUUACAGACGAAUCAUUUCAAACUUCUUCAGUGAUUGAAAAAUAUCAAGCUAAUAUAGAUACGUAUUAUUCAAUAACUCGCCAUGAUAGAGAUAUAGAAAAUUCUAAACAUGAAGGAGAAGAAGAAAAAGAACCGGAUGAUUAUACAUACAAUCAGUUUUCAAAUUAUAACGAUACAUUAACUAAACAUAGAGUCAUAAAUCAAACAAAUAAGCGAUUAUUCCCAAGAAUUUAUGAUGAUUGCAGACGAAAGAUCAGUUUAAUUUGGCUGGAAUGUGAUUCUGUUCACCCCACUGUUAGAAGCAAAACAAGAUACAAUAAUAAUAAUCCAUUCGAAGCAGAUACUGAAUACAGUCAUAGAUUAUUAUAUACAUCUGUUCCAGAUACCAAACAGUUAGAUUAUGUUACAUCUGCUGCGGAAUUAUUCAAAAAGAGACUUACUAUGAAUCAACUACAGGAUAUGAAUCAGGCAGUAGAUAAUAAAACUAUAGACACUAAUUCUCAUAUUGAUAUUAUAACUACAACUAAAUUAACACCUAUACCACAACAAAGUAAACAAUCCCAGUAUCAACAGGACCAUAUCAUUGUCAAUUCUAACGAUAGAAACAUUUCUAAUUCAAGAAAAUCCGAAUCACAAAAUAUCAAACCAUCCCAUACCACAACCCAAAAGCCCUUUAAUAUCUUUUUCAGUUUGUUUAGUCGUAAAAUAUUUAAAUAUUAA